CCUACUAAUUUGUUACAGUUCGGACCAAUCAAUGGCUGGGUUAAUGGCUGUUGCAAGAAGUCACGAUCCAUGAGCGGCAAGAGGAAACGCGACGGCGUCGGCGGCCGCGACGGAGUGGAUAUGGAGGCGAUAGUGUGGCAAACCCCAGCCAAUCCUCCCGAAGCCAGUGAUUACAUCUUCCGCAGAGGGAAGCGAUACGUGAGGCCCUACUACUUUGAGUUCAUCUCCCACGUUAAGAACAGGUGGGCCGGCAAGACUAUUGUGGAUCUCUUUGCGGAGGAGUUCAAAGGGCGCCCUUACGACUAUUAUGUAAAUGCUGUGAAGUGUGGAAGGAUCCAAGUGGAUGAUAAGAUGGUCAACACUUUAUAUGUUGUGCAGUCGUCUCAAAAGAUUAGCCACUUUCUUCAUAGGCAUGAGCCGCCUGUAUUAGCUGAAGAUGUACAAAUCCUGCAAAAUGAAACUGAUAUAGUAACAAUUUGCAAGCCAGCAUCAAUUCCGGUACAUCCAUGCGGUCAGUAUCGCAAGAAUACCAUUGUUGGCAUACUGCAGGCUGAACACAACUUAACACCACUGUACCCUGUGCAUCGAUUAGACCGUCUUGUUUCUGGUCUUCUUAUCUUUGCAAAAAGUGCUGAUAAAGCAGAUUGCUUAAGACAACAGAUUGAGGCUGGGUUAUUACGAAAAGAGUACAUUGCUAAGGUGAUUGGUGUGUUUCCCAAUGAAGAGGUAGUUGUUGACGCAAAUAUCAGCUAUAACGCACGAGAAGGGAGAAGUUAUGUGGAGAUUGAUGAUUGCCAUCUUGAUAAAGCUUUGAGAGGAAAGACUGCAUGCACAAAGUUUACACGGAUCAGUACCAAUGGGAAAUAUAGUCUAGUUUUGUGCCAACCUGUUACUGGACGUACCCAUCAGAUUCGUGUACAUCUCCAACAUGCAGGCCAUCCUAUAGCUAAUGAUGGUUUAUACCUCUCCAAAGAUGCCCCUCUUCGUUCUGCUAAAGGAGUUUGCGCAGAUAGAGCUGCCAUACAAACAUGUGAACUACCAAUACCUGAGCCUGCUAAGGAUGAUCCUUGUGCUGAAGAUGCUUCUGGUGAAGAGUUCAGCAUCGAUCCCAUGUGCACUAACUGUCCAAAUCUGCCUCCCAAUGGAUAUGAUGGAAAUGAGGAGGGCAUGUGGCUACAUUGCGUCCGUUAUUCAGGACCUGAUUGGAGUUAUGGAUGCCCUUACCCUGAGUGGGCUCAUCUCAGCUGACCGACGACACUGGACGAACUUGAAGCGCAUCUUUGUCAUACUUGAGGGGCACCUUAUCAGUUAUUUGGCCGCCCUGUUCUGUACAAUUAUAUUGGAAGAACAUUUUCUUGGCUGAAGAUCACUACCAGUGUUUUAGCUUGACUUCACUACCUUAACUCUUAGAGUUUACUACAGUUUUAAACAUCUUUUCUGAAGAUUCUUAGCCGUUUUUCCAUUGUAUAUUUAUAGACUAAAGGUAAUGUUCAAUUAGCCAUGAAAAAGUUGCAUUUAUCAUUUUUGUAUUCUGUUAAGAAUCUUGUACAGUUAAUGUUUUUAUUGUUUUAAUGAAAUGACUUGCAGUGUCAGGGAGAUA
Messenger RNA from Zingiber officinale, 1600 nucleotides. Its product is annotated as RNA pseudouridine synthase 7-like. Lineage: Eukaryota; Viridiplantae; Streptophyta; Magnoliopsida; Zingiberales; Zingiberaceae. The coding region runs from base 70 to 1248 and encodes 392 amino acids. Gene Ontology annotation, biological process: pseudouridine synthesis. Gene Ontology annotation, molecular function: pseudouridine synthase activity; RNA binding. The record is from RefSeq and is a predicted model, not a curated record. The transcript has 12 exons.